This is a messenger RNA of Pantherophis guttatus, 2669 nucleotides long. It is a transcript of the gene NFKBIL1, whose product is annotated as NFKB inhibitor like 1. The record is from RefSeq and is a predicted model, not a curated record. Gene Ontology annotation, biological process: negative regulation of canonical NF-kappaB signal transduction; negative regulation of toll-like receptor signaling pathway. Gene Ontology annotation, cellular component: nucleus. Lineage: Eukaryota; Metazoa; Chordata; Lepidosauria; Squamata; Colubridae. Gene Ontology annotation, molecular function: protein binding.
GAUGUGUUAAAAGAGAGGGGUGCUCUGGAUUGGGGUGGGAGGAAAAGGAAGGGGAAGGGGAAGAAAUUAACUGCCCGGGAAUCCAGUAUGAAAAUAAAGAAAAGGUGCAUUUCAACGAACUAAAUGCAGCACAAAUAAUGCUGUGCUUUUAAGGAGCAUCCGGACUUGCAGAAAAAUAGCAUGAAUGUUUGAUCAAAACUCACUUGCAUAGAACCAAACCAGACAGUUACAGAGAUGCAGAUGACAGACUCAAUAAUUCCUCUGUAGAACUGUAUUAGCAGCUCCUUGGGCAGUUUGAGCACCCGGACUUGCAGAAAAAUAACAUGAAUGUUUGAUCAAAACUCACUUGAAGAGGCUCAUUGGUGAACAUCUUCUGUUGCCCAUCUGGUUCCAUGACACUGAGGUACCAGCGCCGCUUAUGGCGCUACGUGGAACGCGGCCGCCGUCACAAGUUGCACAGGCUCCUGAGGCAUCACAGAGAAGUCUUGGACCUGGGCGAAACGAAGGGGCACAAAAACCAGACACCCUUGCACCGAUGCUGUGCCCUCCUGGACCACAAAGCUGCCAUCCUUUUGUUGAAGUACGGGGCAGACCCCUCUCUCCCAGACCACCGUGGGGACACAGCUCUGCAUUUGGCUGCCCGGCACGUAGCACGUGGAGGAGAUCGUGUGUAUGAAAAUCUGUUUAUACCUUUGCGAAUCCACUGUCCAUCUGCCAUGAGCAUCAAGAAUAGAGCUGGGAAGACCCCGGGAGAUCUCUUGAACACAGCAGCAGAAGAGAAAUGGUGCCCUGAGGAAACACUUGAGGAAAAUGAGGCUGAAUGUGAGGCUGAGAGAGAGUGGAGACGCAAGCUUCUCAAUGAAUACGAGGAUGAGUUUCAAGAGACCCCAUGGCAGCAUGAAGAAGAUUUCUCCACUGGUCCCAACUCAGAAACGUUCGAGGAAUGGAGUGAUCGCAUACACCGAGAAUAUGGGCAAAAACGUAGGCGAGAAGAGGAACAGCGUCACCGGAGGCCUAAAAAAGAACCUCCAAAGUCUUCCGUUCAACUCCAGCGCUUCCUGGAACAAGAGCAUCUGGAGUACCUAAAACGUGCCCAAGCCAAGGAGGAAGAGGUUCAAGCAGCCAAGAGAAGACGUUACGAGGAAGGCUGCAGCCAUGUCUUCUCCUCAGACAGUUCACGUCCAUUGUGUUACAAGGACAUUCCCUGGCCAAGCUCGACUGGGACUCCUGAGGAAAUGGCCGCCGCAGCCCUUCGUGGCGUAGAUCCUUCAGACAAAAGCGCAUAUCGGCGCUUCCUUCGGCGUCAGCAGGCUUUGUGGCAUCCGGAUAAGUUUGCACAACGUUGCGGCACACGUUUGGCUGAACAGGAUCGCCGUCAGAUCUUGGACACUGUCACAGCGUUGUCCCAAGCUUUCAACCGCUUAGCUGAAGCAGCCAAAUAAACCUUGCUGCUUGUCGACAUCAGUAUUUCUCGGCCUCCAGUACUUCAAGAUGUGUGGACUUCAACUCCCAGAAUUCCAUUCGGCAUGUCAGCUGGGGGAUUCUGGGAGUUGAAGUUCACACAUCUUAGGCUGAGAAACACUGGUCUGCAUGACUGAAAUGUGUUAGGAUACUUGAACAGAGAGAAGAUGUCCUGUUUUCUUGCCCUGUUUAUAAAACAAAACUAUAAACAAAACUAUAAACUCUUGCUUUUGAAUGUCUUAGGGCAGACUGAGUAACUUCAGUAGAUUUUUUAAAAAGAGAUUCUUUCUUGAGGGCAAUUAUGUGUGAACACAUGCAUACCCCGUGGUUGAGUUUCAUAUGUAAGCCAGAUCAAUAUGGCUUUGUUAAAAAAUCAUUUUAAAAAUAUGGCUCAGCACAUUCAGCCUGCCCCAGUCUUCUCCACAUCGAUUUCUUGAUUUGAACCUCAGCCAGUGAAAAUAUGAUGCCCACUAGCUGUGUUGUCAUUUGAUCUUACAAACCACACUUGCCAAGUUCCUUAUCUUCCAUGAGAGAACUGAGUUAGAGAUUAGAAUUUAAACUCCAAUAGUUCAGCUUCCUCACUCGAUGAGAGCCCCAAUUGAUUAGUCCAGGCCAGGAAACCAGGCUAAAACUUCAUUUGUCCUAACUGGCUAUCCAGAUAGUUCUCGAGUUAUUAUCAUAAUGGAGCCUGCCUACCACAGUUGUAACUCGUGAUGGUUGUGAAACUGGUGGGUGGCCCAGUUUUACCACCUUUUUUUGAGGCAGUGGUUAAACGAAUCAGGAUGGUCUUUAAGCAAAACUGCAGUUGUUAAUUGAACCAGUGGUUCACCGUGGGUGUGAUUUUGCAGCAUAACCAUAAGUUAAAUGCCAUUUUGAACAAAAAGUUCAUAAAACAUGAUCACGUGAUGAUGGGAUACUAAAAAAUGGCCAUAAACGCAGCUCAAAUUGCCAAGUGCCCAAAGUGUUCAUGUGAUCAUGUGACAUUUCCAGACUUUAAAAAAUCAUUCAGCCUAGUUAAUUAGGCAACAGACUGCACCUUCAUUGGGAUCACUUAGAACUUAGAAUAACUUUAUUGUCACUUUGAAUGUACGCUAAUCGGCAUACAUUAAAAUGAAAUUUCGUUGCAUGCAGCUCUCAAAGGGUCACCACCUCCAAUAUAUGCACUACAUAAACCUGACAAGAUGAAAAAAUAAAUGAAUACAAAAUUA